Pelobates cultripes (western spadefoot toad) is the source of this 31783-nucleotide messenger RNA. The record is from the annotation of a GenBank genome assembly. Lineage: Eukaryota; Metazoa; Chordata; Amphibia; Anura; Pelobatidae.
AUUCAGAUGAUGCCACUGAGGUUUGGGAGGAAGACAGUUUUCUGGGACAGACAUGUGACGCUCACAGCCCACCACAGAUGCUUAGCUACUUUGCACAACCCCUGGGGAGUAGCAAUGACCCAUUUGCUGCGAUUGUACAGCCACCCCUUAACACAGCACCUCCGUCAUCUGCGCAUGCCGCUUUCUCUAAGCCUCCAGCAUCAAUGCCCUUGGCAUCUGGACCUCAAAAUGGACAAAACCUGGUUCCCUUACAAACUCCAAAGGCCAUCUCUAUAAGCAAUAUACCUCCGGCUUCCAAAAGUACAAGUGAUUUCCAGCCAGCCUCACAGCAAUGCCCCCCACCCACUACCUUUGCAGCUCCUGUGUCAGGGUCAUCUCAAGCUGCGUUUAAUCCCUACCGUCAUAAUGUGCACAGCAGUCGGGCCAACCCAUAUUUAACCCCACCGCAGCUUCAAGAGACAAUGGGUCACUCCACGCAGACAACCCAAUUUGCACCGCCUCAACACAUUUACCAAGGACCUGCUGCUCCUCUGCCGCCAGUAAGUGCAUAUUUGGCAUAACUGUCUUUUAUCUCCAAUUCUAGAGUGUGUUGUGGAGUCUACUGGCUUUUUUCCAUUGAACAUAUUUACAUAUUGGCAUCGUACUCUGAUCUAGACUUUGUGCAUGGAUUUCUUGCAGAUCUGCUUUUGUUUGUGGCUCUAUUAAUAAUUGUCUUUUACUUAGUGAGCACAUAUUAGAUUCUAUGUGAACUGCCAUGUGUCAUGUAAGAUUCUUUGCAAGGACAGUCUUGGUUUUCAUCUCCGUGUCUGAGUAUCGUUUAUUACAGUCAGUUGGCCAAUCACACGCGUUAAAGGCAAGCCAGAGGACUAUAAAAUAGGAGGAUGAAGCAAGGUGGCAUCUGAUACUCUAUCAUAUACACACGAAAUAUCAAAUUUAGCGCAUCACUUUAUUUGGUUUCUUGUGUAGUCCACAAUACCUCGAGGGUUGUGUGUUGGAUGGUUUCACACUAGGAGGAUACAUUUUAUUAUUUCUUGUAAUGAGAAUUAUAAUAAUCUGUCUGUCUUUAGCCUCCACCAGCUGCUUCGUCGUUUCCACCUUCAGUACAGCUCUAUUCAAACACGAAACCUGCAGGUCCUUUGGUGCCUGGGCCACCUACUUUUAUGCAGAACCUAUAUGAGCCCGUACAGCCGCACUGGUUUUACUGCAAGCAAGUGGAGGGCAAGACGAUUUGGCUGCCGUUUAGCAACUAUGAUUCGUUGAAUCUGGAGGAGAUUUAUAACUCUGGUAAGCAUGCGUUUCCAAUGCCCAGGUCUAAUCCGCAUCUCAUGCCAUCAUUACUGUAAGUCUUACAUAUUGCUAUGGCCUGGCACAAAACAAGUUAAAAGCUACACCAAGCCAUUAAUGUCCCAGUCAUACCACGUCACCAGUAUCUAGUGAUAUGUAUCCUCAUAGCUUGUAAGCCUUUCUUUACCUCCAAGUAUCCCCUUUCUAUAACUGGAAAGCGAUGCAAAAUAUGUUGGUGCUAUAUAAAUCAUAUAAAUAAUAAUACUGGUAAUGAACAUGGUAAUAAAAGCCUUUUCCUUAUUGUCACUUUCCAGGAUGUUUAACAUAAUGAUUAUGUAUGCCCUAUAUCUGAACAAUAGGAGUUUGUGAAGUCUGUAAUGUAAUAUUAUAAAUAUUGCCUUUUUUCUUCAAAUGAGCAGCUUGUGGCAGAGGAAAGCAGUGUGUUUUGUUUUUCCCUCCUGCUUUCUAUUGUGUGCCUGGUCUGUACUGGGUUGUGAUGUCACUCGCUAAAUCUAUAUGAUAUAUUUAAAUGAAAUUGGUGCAUCGCGCGUAGGGGAUUAUUUAGUGGUGUAAAUUUUCAUUUAAAGAGACGCUAAGCUCCCAUCUUUCUCUUUUUAUAACCUGUAGUCGGCUCAUGAGGAGUUCCCUAUUCUACUAUUCUUGCUGUAGUUUUCAUACAGUUGAAUGUUUCUUCUGCAGUCCAGCCAGAUCCGGAGAGUGUAGUGAUUAGUACAGACGGUGGUCGUUACGAUGUCUAUCUCUACGAUCGGGAGAGGAAAGCGGUUUUCUGGGAUGAAGAGGAGUCUGAAGUCAGACGCUGCUCCUGGUUCUACAAGGGAGACAUGGACAGCAGGUUUACCCCAUAUAGCGAGGAAUUCAGUGAGAAGCUGGAGGCAAGUUUAUCACCAGGGGUGGGGGUGGGGUUAUCUCCCAGAUCAUUAAGCCAAUGUCUUGGCCUUAAUGUUGUUUAUUCUCCGCAGGCAGAGUAUAGGAAAGCCAUUACCAGUAACCAGUGGCACAGGAGGCUGGAGUUUCCAGGAGGAGAAACCAUUGUGAUGCACAAUCCCAAGGUAAAGCAGCAGUUACCCCGACUAAGCUGGCUCCAGAUUUCUGUGUCUUGCAACAAAACCAGAGAAUAUGAUAACUCUGAUAACGGACAAAAGCUUAGAGAAACUGAGUAGCUUGCCCUUCGGUAAAUCCUGGCUCCGGUUUAAAACCAUUACACAGAGAACCAAUUCCAAGGCGCAUCAGACUAAUCCCACCAUAAGGGUAAUCCAGAACCAAAAUGUCGCUCCGCACAAGAGAUACCACAACCCCAGAUCAGUCUGAUAUGCCUGGGAACUGGUUCUCUCGGCAGUGGUAAAAGUGAGCAAAAACUAUUUUGAGACCUGUGCGGGGAUUUUCCAAAGAAAAUAACAGAUUGGUAAAGUCGGAUCAAGUUAGUUCUAAAGGCGAGAUGAGUUCCUGUAGGCUUUUGUCUGUUCUCAUACUCUGUUUUUGUUGCUUCCUGUAUACCUGCUCCUCGGUUUUUGCCUAGCACUGGCUGAUGUGACUGAACAAAUUUGUGCUUCCCAGGUGAUUGUUCAGUUCCAGCAUUCUGCUGUUCCAGAUGAGUGGGGAACCCCUCAAGAUGGGCAGGCCAGGCCCCGUGUGGUGAAACGAGGCAUUGAUGACCAUGAUGAAAUUCCAGAUGGUACAUGAUGGGCUUGGUGGGCGCAAACGUGCAUAAAUCCCUAACCUGGAAUCUGUUUAGACUAGAGAUUCUUGUAGUCCAGGGUAGGCAGCCUACAGUCUGAAAGUUAGUGAAAACUAAUAUGUUAUGCCAUGAUUGUGAGAGGUCCUCAUGAUACAUCGCUGAUCACUAACUGAUGUCCUCCUUGGGCUCAUGGAUUACUGGUGAUAAACCGGUAUGACACUUAAUCUUUUGGUUUAUGUGGUUUUGGAGGUCUGUAGCUCGGUUUUGUUUGUUGUCUUUGGCUUAAAGGAAAAUUCCAAGCACCAUAAGCCGUACAGCGCACUGCUUGUAGUGUCUUCUCGAUCUAUGUUGCAAUUGAUCAGAUGUUUGUUUUUGUGUGUUUUGUAGCUGUUCUUUUAACAUGCUUUUCUACAGUUCUGUCGAGUACGUUUGUCAUUUUAUGCAUAACUUAAUGGACUUUCUUUCAGGUGAAGUGCCUCAGGCUGACCAUUUAGUGUUUAUGGUACAUGGCAUCGGACCAGUUUGUGACUUGCGCUGUAGAAGCAUUGUGGAGUGUGGUGAGUGAUUGUCAGAACUUUUCUAUUUUAUUUCAUAAGAAAAUAAGAGUGGCAAAGUUGGAUCGAGUUUGUUCUAGAGGUGCACUGUACUGUUAAAAUGACUUUCACUCUGCACUGGCUGCCUUAGAAUGUUCCAAAGCUGGUUUAAUUAGAACUACAUUUCCCUAUAACCUUAGUAGUCUUUGUUUGCAGAUUAUACUUUUGUGACUAGUUGUCUUGAACAAUCAAAUAUAUAGGAUUCAUAAAGGUGAACUGUUCAUUAUGGGAUUGCCAUUGAGGAGAUUUGGAGUCAUCAUAUAAACAUCAUAUGAUAUUAUGUUUUUUAUUUAUUGUUUUCCUCUAUUAAGUAUAAAUUUUUAUUUUUGCUUUUAAAUAGUGGAUGAUUUCAGAACAGUUUCCCUAAAGCUUCUCAGAACCCACUUUAAGAAGCCACAUGAAGAAGGCAGAGUGAGGCGCGUUGAGUUCCUGCCGGUACAUUGGCAUAGCACCCUCCACGGAGAUGCCACUGGGGUGGAUCGGUCAGUACCUUCGCUGUUUUUAUAAAUAUCUCUCUUCCUGGCUGCAAAAUAAGAGAGUAAUUGAUGGCUGUUUUCAGCAAACAGUAAUAUUGCACAGUGAGAGAGAGUUUGUGAGUGUAAAGGGGAAUCCUAAGCACCAUCACAACUUUAAAUUAUUGUAAAAUGUCCCAGCUCUUAUCAUAGUUUAGAACAGAAACAACUUGUAAAAAUCUCUGUAGCUGUAAUCCACACUCUCAGAGCUGCCGAAGGUAGGAGACAUUUAAUGUAAGAAAAGGAAUACACAUUCAUUUUGGGCACACAUGCCCUUUAUCAGCUUACAGUGGGGGAGGCAAUAUACAUUCAUAAAAGAUGUUUGUAUAUUCCUUUCCCUACAUUAAAUGUUUGCGUGGCACUAGUGCACCCAGAGCUUUCUGUACCUGUGUUUCUAUCCGUUCCUAAAUUUGAAUUUCUGUGUACACUUGUCUAAGCAAGCAGUAUUUGUGGUUUAUUGACAGCAGUGCAGUUUGACCUUUUUUAACCCAUAUAAGUACUGCAGUAACCUCCUCCAUCAUAUUAUUUGCAAAUUGUCAGACAGCUGUUUUAGUCUGGCUGAUGGUAUCUGGUGUGUGUGUGUGUGUGCGCAUGCAUAGUGGAGGAAACAGGGCUGACCUGUAGAUCUUACACACAUCCUAGUUCCCUAGUGGUAGCUUCAAUGAACACUACAAUUGCCAAAACCACAUACAGCUUGUUCUUUUCAGUAUGGCUGCGAUCAGCCUUCUGCUUAUCAUAUGCAAAGUUCCCUUAAUAAAGUGGUUUUGGUGCAUAGACUCUGUCCAUCUUUUCGGAAAUGGUAAAAAAUAAACAAAACACUAUUUCAAAGAGAUUAUUUAAAAAAAUAAAGAUUAAGAAUUUUCUGAUGCUAAAAUCUAGAUUUUCAUAAUUUGUCAGUAAAAUUAAACGUGUCUAAUCCUGGUUCGUUGUUGAUGCCCAGGUAUGGACUGUAGAAAUAUGCUAAAUUGAAUGGGGUUGCAGUUGUCUGCCUCAUUUAAUGUAAAGGCAGUGGAGGUAAUAUCAGCAGAGUCUCCUAAGGUCAUUUGUUUUCGUUUUUCAAUAUGUUGAAUAAUUAUUUCCCGCCAUAAUUGGCCAUGUUGGAAACAUUAGAGCACCAGAGUUGAAAACAACCCUUUCCUGCACAGUUAAAUGUUGGGAAUGUAUCUGCAUAUCCCACUGAUUGGCUGCUCAUAUGAUAACAUGCUCUUUUCAGUCUUGUUUUUUAUCAGAACAAAAGAAAAUGCAAGGGCUGUGCCACAGGUAAACACUAAUAGUACAACUUAUUUGGCACAAAAGCAGAAAUAGGUCUGGUGCAAAAGUCUCACAAAGAAAGUUCUUAUAAUCCAAAAAUGAAAAAGUCAGUGCUUGAUAGGAUUCAACUUGACCAUAGAUAAUAUGGUAGACAAAAGACAAGGAUAGGUGAUGGUGUAGCUUGUUAAGUGCAGUCUUUUAUAUAAGGAAAAGAUAACGAUGGGACACUCACAUUUGGAAGAGCUAUAGCCAGCUCUAGCAGUAUAGGCAUACAGCGGUAUAAUCCCCGCUUUAAAGGAUAAACCGCAACUGUCAACCACAUUCACACCAAGAUGAUAUAAAAGACAGGAAACGGGAACAGGUGAUCGUGCAGACUGUAUGAUUCAAUCAGAUAAAAGUAUAAGAUAAUGAUGGAACACUUACAUUUAGAAGAGCUAUUGCCAGCUCUAGCAGUAUAGGUCUACAGCGGCAUAAUUCCUGCUUUAAAGGUAGUGAGAGCAGAUAGUGCUCUCAAUAAAAUAGAGUAAUCUAAUAAAAUUUAAGUAAAAUUUUUCUUACAAGGAUAGAGCAGACUGACUGCACUAUGAACACAGCGUUGGUGGUAUUAUCCCCACCUUGGGAUUACUUGAAGUAUAACACUUAGAAUUACCAGGGAAAGUGCAUAUAACAAAGGAGAUUGGCACACAAAGGUGACCAAAAAACCUUUAAUAAGUUAAAAUACACAAUAUUAAAUGUCCAAAACGCGUUUCACCUUAAGGGAUUCCCUUUGCUGUGGCCGCUGCCUACCCAAUAAUCCUGCGUUAAUUAGCACUGACCUGUUUUGUAUUUUGUUUUGAUCAGUAACGGGAACGAAAGGUUUAAAAAUGUUGAUGAAUUCCAAGAUGGCAUUUUAAAGAACUUUUUAAUUCGAGAUUUCACCAAUAAGAAGAUUGGCAUCUGACCUGUUUGUAACUCUGCAAGUCUUCCUGUCUAUGCAGGCAUAUUCGAAAGAUCUCACUACCCAGUAUCAGUCGCCUCCGCCACUUCACCAAUGAGACACUAUUGGACAUCUUAUUCUACAACAGCCCGACUUACUGUCAGACCAUUGUGGAUAAAGUCAGUUUGGAGCUCAACCGCCUGUACGAGCUGUUCAUGAGUCGAAACCCAGGCUUUAAAGGAGGCGUGUCCGUGGCAGGCCACAGUUUAGGUAAUUCAGAGUAAGAUAUGCAAUGUUGGGUAAUAUGAUAGUCCACCACUGACUUUUAUUGUCCGACAGUGGAGAUCUGCUCUAUCAAACACGUCUGCAUUGUUAAUAAAACAUGUAUUAUUUUAAUUUUCUUUUUUUUUUUCUUUCAAGGUUCAUUGAUUCUAUUUGACCUGCUUUCCAAUCAGACUGAUUUAAGGUCUACACCUCCCAUGCCUGUUGUUUCUCCCCCUGUAAAUGGCCCUUUAAAAAAAGAAAUUGCGGACAACAAACCGGUAUGUUAGAGCAAUCCAGUGUCAAUCUGUGUGUGCAAUAACUUUCACAAUGGCAAUCUGUGUGUGCAAUAACCUUCACAACGGCGAUCUGCCUGUGCAAUAAGCUUCACACGGCAAUCUGCCUGUGCAAUAAGCUUCACACGGCAAUCUGCCUGUGCAAUACUCUUCUUGUAUAUUAUGUGUGUUGCCCAUGGCAUGACAAUCCGUGUGUACUGCGUCCUUUGUUUGUACAAUUACCUUCUUAUGGCGAUCUUAGUGUGUCUGAUGUGGCAAUCUUAGUGUGUCUGAUGCCCAUUAUGUGGCAAUCCUAGUGUGUCUGAUGCCCAUUAUGUGGCAAUCUUAGUCUGUCAGAUGUGGCAAUCUUAUUCAAAGUAGAUCAUCUGUGUACAGUGUUAGACUCAUUGAUAUUUUGGAUAUGGCAAAAUGGGUUGGGGUGUCCCUCCUGAUUCUGUCACUGGAUAGCUGGCUGUCUUGAACUGAUUACAGGAGAUCGUGAAAAAACCUAUUUUACCAGUGAGAAGGAAAUGGGAGCAAGCCCUAAAUAUUAGAAUCCAUACUGAACAAUGGGCUGACUCACUAAAACUGGUCCAAAAGAAAGUUCACUCUUUAAAUUUAACGGGAGUUCAUUAUAAAAUUCUAAAUAAAUGGUACUUGGUCCCAAGUAGACUGUCUAUGACCUAUUAUUAUGUUUCACAUAUAGAGAGGAGAUUCCAUGUGUAUAUGGUGGGACUGUCAACCUAAGCAACAUUUUUGGAAUAGGAUUCAUGCUAACGUUUAAGUUUUACUCCGUAAACCGAAUCGAAUUCCAUCCAAGUUUAUUUCUAUUGCAGCUAAAUUUUCAAAACAUCUUCGCUCCGUCCUCAAUGAUUGUUUAUACACAUUAGCUGAAACUGGAAAUCGACUCUAGUUCCCUGCUGGAGGGUAGUUAAAGAACAUCUUCUUUGUUUUGUUUUUUUUUGUUUUUUUUUUUUUCAAAUUAAAAUGGAGAUGGAUAUUUCUAAGUCCUUAUAUGUUAUAGGGACACUAUAGUCACCUGAACAACUUUAGCUUAAUGAAGCAGUUUUGGUGUAUAGAACAUGCCCCUGCAGCCUCACUGCUCAAUCCUCUGCCAUUUAGAAGUUAAAUCCCUUUGUUUAUGAACCCUAGUCACACCUCCCUGCAUGUGACUUGCACAGCCUUCCAUAAACACUUCCUGUAAAGAGAGCCCUAUUUAGGCUUUCUUUAUUGCAAGUUCUGUUUAAUUAAGAUUUUCUUAUCCCCUGCUAUGUUAAUAGCUUGCUAGACCCUGCAAGAGCCUCCUGUAUGUGAUUAAAGUUCAAUUUAGAGAUUGAGAUACAAUUAUUUAAGGUAAAUUACAUCUGUUUGAAAGUGAAACCAGUUUUUUUUUCAUGCAGGCUCUGUCAAUCAUAGCCAGGGGAGGUGUGGCUAGGGCUGCAUAAACAGAAACAAAGUGAUUUAACCCCUUCAGGACCUAACUCUUUUUGCAAUGUUUGUGCUUUAAGGACCAGAGCUAUUUUAACACUUUUGUGGUGUUUGUGUUUAGCUGUAAUUUUCCUCUCUCUCAUUUACUGUUCCGAUACAAAUUAUAUAUUGGUUUUUUUUUCAAGACAAAAAGGGCUUUCUUUACAUACUAUUAUUUUUAUCAUGUCAUAUCAUUUAAUUAAAAAAAUUAUAAAAUAUGGUGAAAAAUUAAAAAAAAACAUUUUUUUUUUUUUUUACUUACUUUAAAAAUCUUUUACUGAUCUACAAAAUCGAAUGAAACAAACUGUUAAAUAGAUUCAAAAUGUUGUCCUGAGUUUAAAAACACCCAAUGUUUGUUUUUUUGCUUUUAUUUGCAAGUUAUAGGGCUAUAAGUACAAGUAGGAAAUUGCUGUUUCAAAAUGUACAUUUUUCAAAUGUAUCAAUAGUGACAUUGUAACACUGUUAUGUCAUAAAUCUCCCCAAAACACCCCAUUUGUAUAUAUUUUUUUUAAAGUAGACAACCCAGUGUAUUCAUCUAAGAAUAUUUUGAUACUUUCUAUGCAGCCAUUUUACCACAAACCUUUGCCAAACUUUGCAUAGGUAGUUUAUUUUUAUUUAUUUUUUUCACACACAUUGUACUUUAGGCAUGAAUUACCAGAUUGAGUUAUGUGUCACUGCCAAACACCACCCCAAUAUGUGUUCAGCAAGAUCUCCUGAGUACAGUGAUACCACCCAUGCAUAGGCUUGUCGGAUUUCUUGGGGGCUAAAAGGCUAUGUUUGGCAGGUGCGCAUAUCAGUUUCCCAAUGUCCCAUUUGAGCCAUUAUAUUUUACCCCGAUCAAACCAUAUAUUUUUGAAAAGUAGACAACCCAGGGUAUUUUAAAUGGUGGUAUUUAACACUUUUCAUGCACUGAAUUCUACCACCAGCCUUGGUCAAGCUUUUGGGUUGUAAUAUUUUUUUUGUUUCUUUGUCACACACAUUGUACUUUAGGCAUGAUUUAACACCCCAAUAUGUGUUCAGCAACAUCUCCCGAGUACAGUGAUACCCCCCAUGUAUAGGGUUGCUGGGUUGUUUGGGGGCUAAAAGGCAACAAUAAGAAUUUGUACAUGUCAGUUUUUCAACUUGAUAUAUAGGUCUGCUUGGCCUAUCUUCAGUUGGACAUAUUUUUGCACCGCCCAGUUAAUGUUACCAUCAUGGCAGUAUAUAUUUUUAUAAAGUAGACAUCAAAUGUUAUGGGGUGUUUUGACUUCUUUCCCCCAACCAUAUGAAUGCUUUCCUAUGUGACCGGCUGAAUGCGCGCGCAGCUCUUGCCGCGCGUGCACAUUCAGCCGACGGGGAGGAGAAGAGGAGAAGAGGAGGAUCGGAGGAGGAGAGCUCCCCGCCCAGCGCUGGAAAAAGGUAAGUUUUAACCCCAUUCCCCCUUCCAGAGCUGGGCGGGAGUGGGACCCUGAGGGUGGGGGCACCCUCAGGGCACUAUAGUGCCAGGAAAAAGUGUUCUCCUGGCACUAUAGUGGCCCUUUAACAUUAAUGCCUGCGUUGGCACUAAAAUGGGGGACGUUGGGCUCGGCUAACUGUCGAGGUACCCAGUCCUCCUCCACAUUCGACGUAGCAGAGGAAGCACAGCUUCUUUCUUCAGCCAGCUCACACACAGAUGACAUGUCGUGUUGACUAGACGUGUCAGAAAACUGACCUGGGUCAAAAUCUGACGCAGUAUCAGUGGAGUCAGUCUGACGCCAAGAAGGCAUAUGCCUCCUGCAAGUUGUACAUACGCUGCAUGUUUUACACACGACUAAAACAAAUUACAAACACAAAUUGUUUUGUUUUUUUUAAUACUUAAACAGACUAAACAGCAAUCCCUAAACUAACUCUAAACUAACACAAAAAUCUAAUGGAGAUUUGGGGGAAGGAAACUGACUAAGACAGACCAAGACACAGAUUUUUAAAACAAAUGUAACCCUUUACAGGGAAAAAAAAAAUACAGACCGUACAAAUGCACUGCUGUAACAGAUCUGGCAGGGAACGGGUUAAAAAUGAUUUUUUUUUUAACACUUAUAAAGCUGGAACUUCUGCAAGAAACUAUCACAAUCUCUGUCUCUCGUCUCACAAAACGCUACAGAGGAGAGAGGGGCAGAGAUCAGUGUCAAAGUGAGUGUUUGUUUGUAACACCCACUUUGAUAGCAGCCAAUUGUGAGCGAUCGCGGAUUGCUCACACGCCGCAAUAGGCUGUUACUAUCUGCCUGGGAUGUCUGGCAGAUAGUUAUAGUGUUAUACCGGCGGGAGCGAUCUUUGAUUGCUUCCCGCAUCCUGUUUUUUCGCUAUGACGGUUCAGGGCCGUCAGCGGUCCAAACGCACGUUUUACCAUUGACGGUCCUGAACCAUCAGUGGUCCUAAAGGGGUUAACUCCUAAAUGACAUUGAAUUGAGCAGUGAAAUUGCAGGGGAAUGAUCCAUACACUAAAACUGCUUUUUUUAGAUGACUAUAGUGUUCCUUUAAUUCUAAGAAAUGGUUAAAAUCUGUCGAAUUUCUAAUGGGUAACUCCUUCCCCAGGCGUUGGUAUUGUUGUGGUUUUUGUGUUUUGUUUUUUAAAUUCAUUUAUUUAUUUUUUUCUCUACUAAUCUUUCUCCUUUUGGUCUCUCUCCCCGCGUGGAAUCUUGUCUUAUUGUGUUUUGUUUUUUAUAUUUAUUUAGGAGUUUAAGAACUGUAUAUUUACGUUUUGUUUGUCGUAGUCUUGGUUAGUAUAUGUAUAUUGUGCUAAUUAAUAAAGGUUAACAAGAAAAUUAACUAGUAAACGAUGUGUUUAUUGUCUGAGAAUAGUGUGUGUUCCUAAAUGUCUAAUUAUGACACUCCCACUUUUUUGAUUAGAUAUCUCAAGCCGCCCUACUGGAUUGUCCUCGUGUUCCUGAUGAAGCCAGUGACUCUGACUUGUUGCAGGAAGAUUCACUAAAUCUGGAGGAGGCUCUGGAGUCCCUCAGCCUGGCAGAGUAUGUCAGUGUGUUUGAAAAGGAGAAGAUGGACAUGGAGUCCCUGGUAAUGUGCCCUUUAAUAUAUGUGACCUAAUUAGAAUGAAUAGCAGUAUAGUUAUCACUUAACAGAAAGUAAGAGAGUGAGUGUUUCUCAAACCGUCUGCACAAUGUCAGGAGAAUUUAUUUUCUUGCUUCUAAAGCGGUUAGUCCUGAGACGGUCCACUGAUCCAGGCAGGGCCGCCAUCAGGGCAUGACCACCAUAAUGGUUGUCUGGGGCCCGAACUGCUCUGGCAGUCCGAGACCCACAUUCCUUAUGUGCACAAACACACAUAUGUAUGUACACAUACACACAGAUGGCCCCCUGCUACCUGUACAUUAAAGAGGGAGCCCAGCAGCACACUCUGUCUAACUUUCUUGUGCCCUGCGGCCACAGGCCUGUCUCGCAAGAGUUAGUCAGAGAGGAGCUGGAAAGGAAGACAGUGUGUGCUGCUGGGCCCCCUCUUCAAUGUACCGUGGCUGGCUCCCUCCACCAUGCCACAGGACCACCAGGGAAUGCGAUUUUCCCCCCUCCCUGGCACGGAAAGGGGGAAUAAAAUUGAAAUAUACUUAAAAAAAAAUAAAAAAAAAAUAAAAAAAAAAUACUCCCCUCCCCCCUAUUUUACACACACUCUGCACUACACAGACACACACACACACACACACACACACACACACACACACACGAAACACACUCUGCACUACACGCACACUACAUUCACUAAACUCUGCACUACACGCACACUACAUUCACUAAACACUCUGCACUACGCACACUACAUUCACUAAAGACACUCUGCACUAAACACUGCACUGCGCGCACACACACUCUGCACUACACACACACUACAUUCACUAAACACUCUGCACUACGCACACUACAUUCACUAAAGACACUCUGCACUAAACACUGCACUGCGCGCACACACACUCUGCACUACACACACACUACAUUCACUAAACACUCUGCACUACGCACACUACAUUCACUAAAGACACUCUGCACUAAACACUGCACUGCGCGCACACACACUCUGCACUACACACACACUACAUUCACUAAACACACUCUGCACUACACACACACACUACAUUCACUAAACACUCUGCACUACACAUACUCACACUACAUUCACUAAACACAUACUGCACUACACACACACACACACACACACAUUGCACUCACUACAAACACACUACAUUCACUAUACACACUACAUCCACUACAAAAACACACACUCUGCAUUCACUAUACACACACUCUGCAUCUAAUGCAUGCAUACAAACAUUACAUACAUUACACAAAAUGUACAAUCUGCAUCCACUAUACACACUGCAUUCACUGUACACACACACUGCAUCCACUGUACACACACACACUUCAUCCUUGUGGGCGGACUCGGGGCUGCCCCGGGGGCCCAGAUCUGUGUCAGGGGCCCUAAAAUUUGGGGAUGAAUGAGGGCUGACCAGCAGAUUUGUAAUCGCAGAGAAAGUCAAUCUGAAAUGACUCUGCACUCAAUACAAAAACUACAUUUAUUAAACACACUUUGCACUACACAACUCUUGCACUGCUGGGGAGUUCAGAAACUCCUGCACACCCCAAGGACACUGUCACAUUGCAUGGUGUAUGAAGCACAGGUAGCUGAAUGAAGGGUAUGGUCACUCUGCAUGGUGUAUGGGAGCACAGGUAGCUGAAUGAAGGGUAUGGUCACUCUGCAUGGUGUAUGAAGCACAGGUAGCUGAAUGAAGGGUAUGGUCACUCUGCAUGGUGUAUGAAGCACAGGUAGCUGAAUGAAAGGUAUGGUCACUCUGAUUGCAUGGUGUAUGAAGCACAGGUAGCUGAAUGAAAGGUAUGGUCACUCUGGCUGGUGUAUGGGAGCACAGGUAGCUGAAUGAAAGGUAUGGUCACUCUGCAUGGUGUGUGAAGCACAGGUAGCGGAAUGAAAGGUAUGGUCACUCUGCCUGCUGUAUGGGAGCACAGGUAGCUGAAUGAAAGGUAUGGUCACUCUGCAUAGUGUAUGAAGCACAGGUAGCUGAAUGAAAGCUAUGGUCACUCUGCAUGGUGUAUGAAGCACAGGUAGCUGAAUGAAAGCUAUGGUCACUCUGCAUGGUGUAUGAAGCACAGGUAGCUGAAUGAAAGCUAUGGUCACUCUGCAUGGUGUGUGAAGCACAGGUAGCUGAAUGAAAGGUAUGGUCACUCUGCAUGGUGUAUGAAGCACAGGUAGCUGAAUGAAAGGUAUGGUCACUCUGCAUGGUGUAUGAAGCACAGGUAGCUGAAUGAAAGGUAUGGUCACAUUGAUUGCAUAGUGUAUGAAGCACAGGUAGCUGAAUGAAAGGUAUGGUCACUCUGCAUGGUGUGUGAAGCACAGGUAGCUGAAUGAAAGGUAUGGUCACUCUGCAUGGUGUAUGGGAGCACAGGUAGCUGAAUGAAAGGUAUGGUCACUCUGAUUGCUGGUGUAUGAAGCACAGGUAGCCGAAUGAAAGGUAUGGUCACAUUGAUUGCAUGGUGUAUGAAGCACAGGCAGCUGAAUGAAAGCUAUGGUCACUCUGCAUGGUGUGUGAAGCACAGGUAGCUGAAUGAAAGGUAUGGUCACCCUGCAUGGUGUAUGGGAGCACAGGUAGCUGAAUGAAAGGUAUGGUCACUCUGAUUGCUGGUGUAUGAAGCACAGGUAGCCGAAUGAAAGGUAUGGUCACAUUGAUUGCAUGGUGUAUGAAGCACAGGUAGCUGAAUGAAAGCUAUGGUCACUCUGCAUGGUGUGUGAAGCACAGGUAGCUGAAUGAAAGGUAUGGUCACAUUGAUUGCAUGGUGUAAGAAGCACAGGUUGCUGAAUGAAAGGUAUGGUCACUCUGCCUGGUGUAUGGGAGCACAGGUAGCUGAAUGAAAGGUAUGGUCACUCUGCAUGGUGUAUGAAGCACAGGUAGCUGAAUGAAAGGUAUGGUCACUCUGCAUGGUGUAUGAAGCACAGGUAGCUGAAUGAAAGCUAUGGUCACUCUGCAUGGUGUGUGAAGCACAGGUAGCUGAAUGAAAGGUAUGGUCACUCUGCAUGGUGUAUGAAGCACAGGUAGCUGAAUGAAAGGUAUGGUCUCUCUGCAUGGUGUAUGAAGCACAGGUAGCUGAAUGAAAGCUAUGGUCACUCUGCAUGGUGUGUGAAGCACAGGUAGCUGAAUGAAAGGUAUGGUCACUCUGCAUGGUGUAUGAAGCACAGGUAGCUGAAUGAAAGGUAUGGUCACAUUGAUUGCAUAGUGUAUGAAGCACAGGUUGCUGAAUGAAAGGUAUAGUCACUCUGCAUGGUGUAUGAAGCACAGGUAGCUGAAUGAAAGGUAUGGUCACUCUGCCUGGUGUAUGGGAGCACAGGUAGCUGAAUGAAAGGUAUGGUCACUCUGCAUGGUGUGUGAAGCACAGGUAGCGGAAUGAAAGGUAUUGUCACUCUGCUUGCUGAAAGGUAUGGUCACUCUGCAUGGUGUAUGGGAGCACAGGUAGCUGAAUGAAAGGUAUGGUCACUCUGAUUGCUGGUGUAUGAAGCACAGGUAGCCGAAUGAAAGGUAUGGUCACAUUGAUUGCAUGGUGUAUGAAGCACAGGUAGCUGAAUGAAAGCUAUGGUCACUCUGCAUGGUGUAUGGGAGCACAGGUAGCGGAAUGAAAGGUAUGGUCACAUUGAUUGCAUGGUGUAUGAAGCACAGGUUGCUGAAUGAAGGGUAUGGUCACUCUGCAUGGUGUAUGAAGCACAGGUAGCUGAAUGAAAGGUAUGGUCACUCUGCAUGGUGUAUGAAGCACAGGUAGCUGAAUGAAAGCUAUGGUCACUCUGCAUGGUGUAUGAAGCACAGGUAGCUGAAUGAAAGCUAUGGUCACUCUGCAUGGUGUAUGAAGCACAGGUAGCUGAAUGAAAGCUAUGGUCACUCUGCAUGGUGUAUGAAGCACAGGUAGCUGAAUGAAAGGUAUGGUCACUCUGCAUGGUGUAUGAAGCACAGGUAGCUGAAUGAAAGGUAUGGUCACUCUGAUUGCAUGGUGUAUGAAGCACAGGUAGCUGAAUGAAAGGUAUGGUCACUCUGCCUGGUGUAUGGGAGCACAGGUAGCUGAAUGAAAGGUAUGGUCACUCUGCAUGGUGUAUGAAGCACAGGUAGCUGAAUGAAAGGUAUGGUCACUCUGCAUGGUGUGUGAAGCACAGGUAGCUGAAUGAAAGGUAUGGUCACAUUGAUUGCAUAGUGUAUGAAGCACAGGUUGCUGAAUGAAAGGUAUGGUCACUCUGCAUGGUGUAUGAAGCACAGGUAGCUGAAUGAAAGGUAUGGUCACUCUGCCUGGUGUAUGGGAGCACAGGUAGCUGAAUGAAAGGUAUGGUCACUCUGCAUGGUGUGUGAAGCACAGGUAGCGGAAUGAAAGGUAUGGUCACUCUGCCUGCUGUAUGGGAGCACAGGUAGCUGAAUGAAAGGUAUGGUCACUCUGCAUAGUGUAUGAAGCACAGGUAGCGGAAUUAAAGGUAUGGUCACUCUGCCUGGUGUAUGGGAGCACAGGUAGCUGAAUGAAAGGUAUGGUCACUCUGAUUGCUGGUGUAUGAAGCACAGGUAGCUGAAUGAAAGGUAUGGUCACAUUGAUUGCAUGGUGUAUGAAGCACAGGUAGCUGAAUGAAAGCUAUGGUCACUCUGCAUGGUGUGUGAAGCACAGGUAGCUGAAUGAAAGGUAUGGUCACUCUGCAUGGUGUAUGGGAGCACAGGUAGCUGAAUGAAAGUCACUCUGAUUGCUGGUGCCAAGCACAGAGUAGCCAGAUAGAAAGGUAUGAGUCACACAUUGAUUGCAUGGUGUAUGAAACACAGGUAGCCUGAAUAGAAAGCUAUGGUCACUCUGCAUGGUGUGUGAAGCACAGGUAGCUGAAUGAAAGGUAUGGUCACUCUGCCUGGUGUAUGAAGCACAGGUAGCUGAAUGAAAGGUAUGGUCACAUUGAUUGCAUAGUGUAUGAAGCACAGGUUGCUGAAUGAAAGGUAUGGUCACUCUGCAUGGUGUAUUGGAGCACAGGUAGCUGAAUGAAAGGUAUGGUCACUCUGAUUGCUGGUGUAUGAAGCACAGGUAGCCGAAUGAAAGGUAUGGUCACAUUGAUUGCAUGGUGUAUGAAGCACAGGUAGCUGAAUGAAAGCUAUGGUCACUCUGCAUGGUGUGUGAAGCACAGGUAGCUGAAUGAAAGGUAUGGUCACAUUGAUUGCAUGGUGUAUGAAGCACAGGUUGCUGAAUGAAAGUUAUGGUCACUCUGCAUGGUGUAUGAAGCACAGGUAGCUGAAUGAAAGGUAUGGUCACUCUGCAUGGUGUAUGAAGCACAGGUAGCUGAAUGAAAGCUAUGGUCACUCUGCAUGGUGUGUGAAGCACAGGUAGCUGAAUGAAAGGUAUGGUCACUCUGCAUGGUGUAUGAAGCACAGGUAGCUGAAUGAAAGGUAUGGUCACAUAAAUUGCAUAGUGUAUGAAGCACAGGUUGCUGAAUGAAAGGUAUGGUCACUCUGCAUGGUGUAUGAAGCACAGGUAGCUGAAUGAAAGGUAUGGUCACUCUGCCUGGUGUAUGGGAGCACAGGUAGCUGAAUGAAAGAUAUGGUCACUCUGCAUGGUGUGUGAAGCACAGGUAGCGGAAUGAAAGGUAUGGUCACUCUGCCUGGUGUAUGAAGCACAGGUAGCUGAAUGAAAGGUAUGGUCACAUUGAUUGCAUAGUGUAUGAAGCACAGGUUGCUGAAUGAAAGGUAUGGUCACUCUGCAUGGUGUAUGAAGCACAGGUAGCUGAAUGAAAGGUAUGGUCACUCUGCAUGGUGUAUGAAGCACAGGUAGCUGAAUGAAAGGUAUGGUCACUCUGCAUGGUGUAUGAAGCACAGGUAGCUGAAUGAAAGGUAUGGUCACAUUGAUUGCAUAGUGUAUGAAGCACAGGUUGCUGAAUGAAAGGUAUGGUCACUGCUGAAGCAGGUGCCUGCUGUAUGGGAGCACAGGUAGCUGAAUGAAAGGUAUGGUCACUCUGCAUAGUGUAUGAAGCACAGGUAGCGGAAUUAAAGGUAUGGUCACUCUGCCUGGUGUAUGGGAGCACAGGUAGCUGAAUGAAAGGUAUGGUCACUCUGAUUGCUGGUGUAUGAAGCACAGGUAGCCGAAUGAAAGGUAUGGUCACUCUGCAUGGUGUAUGAAGCACAGGUAGCGGAAUGAAAGGUAUGGUCACUCUGCAUGGUUUGUGAAGCACAGGUAGCUGAAUGAAAGGUAUGGUCACUCUGAUUGCUGGUGUAUGAAGCACAGGUAGCCGAAUGAAAGGUAUGGUCACUCUGCAUGGUGUGUGAAGCACAGGUAGCUGAAUGAAAGCUAUGGUCACUCUGCAUGGUGUGUGAAGCACAGGUAGCUGAAUGAAAGGUAUGGUCACUCUGAUUGCAUGGUGUAUGAAGCACAGGUAGCUGAAUGAAAGGUAUGGUCACUCUGCCUGGUGUAUGGGAGCACAGGUAGCGGAAUGAAAGGUAUGGUCACUCUGCCUGCUGUAUGGGUGCACAGGUAGCUGAAUGAAAGGUAUGGUCACUCUGCAUGGUGUAUGAAGCACAGGUAGCGGAAUGAAAGGUAUGGUCACUCUGCCUGGUGUAUGAAGCACAGGUAGCGGAAUGAAAGGUAUGGUCACUCUGCCUGGUGUAUGGGAGCACAGGUAGCUGAAUGGUGCGCAUGGUCACUCUGCAUAGUGUAUGUAGCUACUGCGGGUAGCUUAGAAUGAAAGGUAUGGUCACUCUGCCUGCUGUAUGGGAGCACAGGUAGCUGAAUGAAAGGUAUGGUCACUCUGCAUAGUGUAUGAAGCACAGGUAGCGGGAUUAAAGGUAUGGUCACUCUGCCUGGUGUAUGGGAGCACAGGUAGCUGAAUGAAAGGUAUGGUCACUCUGAUUGCUGGUGUAUGAAGCACAGGUAGCCGAAUGAAAGGUAUGGUCACAUUGAUUGCAUGGUGUAUGAAGCACAGGUAGCUGAAUGAAAGCUAUGGUCACUCUGCAUGGUGUGUGAAGCACAGGUAGCUGAAUGAAAGGUAUGGUCACUCUGCAUGGUGUAUGUGUGAAGCACAGGUAGCUGAAUGAAAGGUAUGGUCACAUUGAUUGCAUGGUGUAUGAAGCACAGGUUGCUGAAUGAAAGUUAUGGUCACUCUGCAUGGUGUAUGAAGCACAGGUAGCUGAAUGAAAGGUAUGGUCACUCUGCAUGGUGUAUGAAGCACAGGUAGCUGAAUGAAAGCUAUGGUCACUCUGCAUGGUGUGUGAAGCACAGGUAGCUGAAUGAAAGGUAUGGUCACUCUGCAUGGUGUAUGAAGCACAGGUAGCUGAAUGAAAGGUAUGGUCACAUAAAUUGCAUAGUGUAUGAAGCACAGGUUGCUGAAUGAAAGGUAUGGUCACUCUGCAUGGUGUAUGAAGCACAGGUAGCUGAAUGAAAGGUAUGGUCACUCUGCCUGGUGUAUGGGAGCACAGGUAGCUGAAUGAAAGGUAUGGUCACUCUGCAUGGUGUGUGAAGCACAGGUAGCGGAAUGAAAGGUAUGGUCACUCUGCCUGGUGUAUGAAGCACAGGUAGCUGAAUGAAAGGUAUGGUCACAUUGAUUGCAUAGUGUAUGAAGCACAGGUUGCUGAAUGAAAGAUAUGGUCACUCUGCAUGGUGUAUGAAGCACAGGUAGCUGAAUGAAAGGUAUGGUCACUCUGCAUGGUGUAUGAAGCACAGGUAGCGGAAUGAAAGGUAUGGUCACUCUGCAUGGUGUAUGAAGCACAGGUAGCUGAAUGAAAGGUAUGGUCACAUUGAUUGCAUAGUGUAUGAAGCACAGGUUGCUGAAUGAAAGGUAUGGUCACUCUGCAUGGUGUAUGAAGCACAGGUAGCUGAAUGAAAGGUAUGGUCACUCUGCAUGGUGUAUGGGAGCACAGGUAGCUGAAUGAAAGGUAUGGUCACUCUGCAUGGUGUAUGGGAGCACAGGUAGCUGAAUGAAAGGUAUGGUCACUCUGCAUGGUGUAUGAAGCACAGGUAGCGGAAUGUAAGGUAUGGUCACUCUGAUUGCUGGUGUAUGGGAGCACAGGUAGCUGAAUGAAAGGUAUGGUCACUCUGCAUGGUUUAUGAAGCACAGGUAGCUGAAUGAAAGGUAUGGUCACUCUGCCUGGUGUAUGGGAGCACAGGUAGCUGAAUGAAAGGUAUGGUCACUCUGCCUGCUGUAUGGGAGCACAGGUAGCUGAAUGAAAGGUAUGGUCACUCUGCAUAGUGUAUGAAGCACAGGUAGCGGAAUUAAAGGUAUGGUCACUCUGCCUGGUGUAUGGGAGCACAGGUAGCUGAAUGAAAGGUAUGGUCACUCUGAUUGCUGGUGUAUGAAGCACAGGUAGCCGAAUGAAAGGUAUGGUCACUCUGAUUGCAUGGUGUAUGAAGCACAGGUAGCUGAAUGAAAGGUAUGGUCACUCUGCCUGGUGUAUGGGAGCACAGGUAGCUGAAUGAAAGGUAUGGUCACUCUGCAUGGUGUAUGAAGCACAGGUAGCUGAAUGAAAGGUAUGGUCACUCUGCAUGGUGUAUGAAGCACAGGUAGCUGAAUGAAAGGUAUGGUCACAUUGAUUGCAUAGUGUAUGAAGCACAGGUUGCUGAAUGAAAGGUAUAGUCACUCUGCAUGGUGUAUGAAGCACAGGUAGCUGAAUGAAAGGUAUGGUCACUCUGCCUGGUGUAUGGGAGCACAGGUAGCUGAAUGAAAGGUAUGGUCACUCUGCAUGGUGUGUGAAGCACAGGUAGCGGAAUGAAAGGUAUAGUCACUCUGCCUGCUGUAUGGGUAUGGUCACUCUGCAUGGUGUAUGGGAGCACUCUGCAUGGUGUAUGAAGCACAGGUAGCGGAAUGAAAGGUAUGGUCACUCUGCCUGGUGUAUGGGAGCACAGGUAGCUGAAUUAAAGGUAUGGUCACUCUGAUUGCUGGUGUAUGGGAGAACAGGUAGCUGAAUGAAAGGUAUGGUCACUCUGCAUGGUUUAUGAAGCACAGGUAGCUGAAUGAAAGGUAUGGUCACGCUGAUAUAUUAAAAUAUAAAUAUAUAUAAAAAGUUUAUGGUGGGGGAAACAAUUGUGAUUGAAAACCCCUUCAACCUAAGUCUGUAGAUAGUUAAUACAAUGUUAAACAAAUAUCUGCACACCAGUCAAGCCAUAAGACUUGCUUUUUCCACAGAAAUCACACAUCUGCAGUGAUGUUACUACCGCAAAGGAUUCUGGGUGGGCAUAUGCAAAUUAGUUUAACACUCAAAUUUUUGCCUCAUUCCAUUUUAAACAUGGAUUCACUUAAGUCUGUGUUUGCUGUAUACAACAGCUUUGAAACACAACUUCUGUGGGAAAAGCAAGUCUUAUGGCUUGACUGGUGUGCAGAUUUUUGUUUAACAUUGUAUUAACGCUCUCUCUCUCUCUCUGUCUCUGUCAAAACAUUGGAUUGACUGGUGUGCAGAUCUGUCUUUAACAACGUUAUAAAUAACUAUAUGUAUGUGUGUAUAAAUAAAAGUUGCUUCAAAACUUACUGUUCAGUUCCCACCUUAAGAAAAUGUACAGCUUGCAACAACAAGAGGACAUAGUCUUAAAUUAGAGGGACAAAAGUUUAAAAAUAAUAUCAGGAAGUAUUACUUUACUGAGAGGGUAGUGGAUGCAUGGAAUAGCCUUCCAGCUGAAGUGGUAGAGGUUAACACAGUAAAGGAGUUUAAACAUGCGUGGGAUAGGCAUAAGGCUAUCCUAACUAUAAGAUAAGGCCAGGGACUAAUGAAAGUAUUUAUAAAUAUUGGGCAGACUAGAUGGGCCGAAUGGUUCUUAUCUGCCGUCACAUUCUAUCUUUCUAUGCAAUAAUGCACUCCCAGUUCUUUUAAGUAAUGUAGUAUGUGUCCUUUUUAUUCCAUACUUGGAGGUCUCAGAAAUUCCCUAAGUGCGGAUUGAAGUGUUAAUUGUUAUUUUGGAUAACGUCUGUGUGAGAGAGGACGGUUUCUACAUUACUUUAAAAAAAAAAAAUAAAAAAAAAAAUGAAAGGCCACUUUUCCAUGUUUUCUAUACUUUAUACAAGUUAUAUUCUGGGAAUUGUUUUAGAAUAUUUUUCUUGUAAAAUGUAUGCAUUGCAUUUGGCAGAUCCCUUAUUUGAGGGCUUACCAUACAGCUGUGCCUGCUGAAAUCCUGCAUUUGCUUUUAUAGAUCUAUAACAAUCAUUUACAAACCUAUCCAAAAUAGAUAUUAUUUAUAUUGCAUUUGUCUAAUUUAAAAGGCUUUCUUAUUUUGUAAUUAAUGUUAAUCCUUCCGAUGCAGCUUGUAGAUUUUCUGUAUCUCCACAUCCAGCAAGUAACCGCUUCUUGUAUUCUGUGAGCGCACUGUAAACUGUUACUUGGUAGCUGCAUUUAGAAUACUCUCUCUGGCUUUUGUCUGUCUUUUCUUUAGUAUUUUGGAACAAAUGUUUAUUUUUAGAGAAGUGUGCAUUAUUCCAUUAUUGGAGCAAAGCUGGGAGUCUCCGCCUUGUCUGCCAGUAACGUGGAAAUAGCAUUUCAUUAACAUUUUUCUUCCAUCUCAGCUGAUGUGCACAAUUGAUGAUUUGAAAGAGAUGGGAAUCCCUCUAGGACCUCGGAAGAAGAUUGCCAAAUAUGUGGAGUCAAGAGUUGCCAAUCAGGUAUGUUCGGAUAUCAAUCCCUGUUUCCCCUUUUCUGUUCUGUCUCACCAGUAUUGAAAGAUUUAAUUUUUAUUGUAAAAAACCCUAAGCAUCUAUAUAUUUUAGCUUGCGUAUUAAUCUAGUUUCCGUGCAUUUGUUAAAUAAAUCCUAAAUCUGAAUAUGUUCCUGUUUAUAGUGUUCCUUUAGUUAACAUAAAAGAAAACUGUUGUAUAAAAAUAAAUAAAUAUGUAGCCCCUCCGUCCCCCGUCUCUAAUGUAAAUGUGAGUUUACUCCCCUUUAUUCUGGUGCCGUGCGGGUCCGCCUGGUCUGGCUCCGCCCCGUUACAACUCCUUGGCUGAGAUCAUCAAAAUUUAUCGGCCUCUCAGCCAAGGAGGUGGGGCGGGGGGCAAAACCAAAUGCCUCCCUGGCUUAUCAGCAUCUCCUCAUAGGACUGUAUGGGGAAAGCUCAGCGUCUCCAUGCAGAGCUAGCUUGUUGUGCAGUACUGUCCCAGGAAGCACCUCUAGUGGCUGUCUGAAUGACUGGCAUUGGAAGUCUCCCUAAGCAGCAAUGUAAACACUUAAUUUUCUCUGAAAAAACAGUGUUUACAGCAAAAGGCCUGCAGGGACUGACUAUACUCACUAGAACAUCUACAUUAGGCUGGAGUUGUCCAGGUGACUGUUUGGCCCAUGUUGGAAUGUACUGGACACAUCUCUCUUGGUUUGGAAAGCAUUCUGACAUACAUCCUUGUGCGAUGUAGCUAAUGAGGAUAAACCCAUAUUUUGCUCAAGAUGUUAUUGUUUCUUUGUUUCAGGCACAGAGGAAAGCUGCAGAGGAACACAGAGCUGCUCUGAAUGCCCAGAUUAAAGCCCAAGAGGAAACCGCUGCCAUGAUCAGCUCGGCUGAUGGCAUUAAGAGCACCGAUUCCUCUAAAACUAAGCUGCCUGUUGGUGUUUCUGUCUCCUCCGUUCAUGUUGACUACCAGUACUUUGAUAUAGGUACCGGACAGGUAUUGCUCCCAUGCUUGCUUCAUGAUAUAAUCCUAUUCUUAUUUACUGCAGAGCUGAAUGGCAGUUGGAUGAAUUGUGUUGGUGUAAGCCCAUGUACCUCCCAUUAUGGUGACUCUGGCAUGCUUGGGUAUAUUAGUUGCUUUAGAAACCUGCUGUGGCUUUCUUUAAUCUUUUUUUUUCACUAGUUGUUUGUUAGAUAUAACCUGUUGGAUUUUGAGCCAACAAACUUCUUUGCACUUGGGUCUCCCAUCGGCAUGUUCCUGACUGUACGCGGCCUGGAUAAGAUCAAUGAAAAUUACCGGCUACCAACCUGCAAGGGCUUCUUCAAUAUUUACCAUCCGGUGAGGCCGAAAAAGAUCAGCUCUUGUGAUAAGAAUGGGGAUAGUUAAUGUACUGCUUGGCAAGCUGUGGACACAUUUCUUUCAUCUUUUCUUAUGCUGGAAAUAAAGUGUUUUCAUUGCUUUAAAGGAGGCUAAGUGGGGGGCAAGUGACCUAAAUGUUGGGUUUAGCACUAAAGGUUCAGGAAUACAUGUUUGUGUUCCUGACCCUAUAGUGUUCCUUAAAAGUCUAAAAAUGAAAGAUUUCACAUGCAAUAUAGCCUGUCCUUCAUUGUAGAGAAAUAUAUGUUUGGAGUUUUUCAAUGAAAGUUGUAGGGGAAAAAGAAUUACAUACUUGUCAUCGAACUGGAACACUCCUUAUAUAUUGACAUGGGUGAGAAUUUGGGUGAGCUAUUUCUGACCUGGCUGAUGACAUUAUCUAAUGUCUGAAGUCAUUAUUUUAUCCAUUCCUAGAAUUAAGUUGGAUCAGUGGCAAUUAAUGGCACAAUUCAGUACAGUGGAGUCUGAGAAUGUAGAAACUUUUUACCACUUAUAGGAUAUGUGGUAAAAAAAAAAAAUGGUACUUCGUAAAAGAAACACACGUCCGUAAGGAGCAAGGCUGGAAAUGAAGAGACAAUCUACACUUCUAUCUUUUCAGCACAGUAACAGUAUGUGAGAGAUGGGCAAUAUGCCGUAGGUUAGAUCAGCUGUUCUUUGGAGAGUCGCCGUAACGGGUUACAGGAAUGAUGCCAUGGUUUAGAUCAACUGUUCUUUGGAGAGUCGCUGUAACGAGUUACAGGAAUGAUGCCAUGCUUUAGAUCAGCUGUUCUUUGGAGAGUCGCUGUAACGAGUUAGGGAAUGAUGCCAUGAUUUAGAUUAGCUGUUCUUUGGAGAGUCGCUGUAACGGGUUACAGGAAUGAUGCCAUGCUUUAGAUCAGCUGUUCUUUGGAGAGUCGCUGUAACGGGUUACAGGAAUGAUGCCAUGCUUUAGAUAAGCUGUUCUUUGGAGAGUCGCUGUAACGGGUUACAGGAAUGAUGCCAUGGUUUAGAUCAGCUGUUUAAUGCUUAGGGAGUCAAACAAACAAUGAUCUUGAAUUGGAACAGAAUUUGUAAAUAUACAAUUCCCAGGAAGCAUUAUAUGAAGUGUGAAUUACCUCUUUUUCUGUUGGCAAUAUGAAAUGAAAAUACUGUAGACAUUCCUUUUAAAUCUCUGGUUCCUGGCUGCGGCAUUCAACCUCCUAUCCUUUGUUUUCCAGCUGGAUCCUGUAGCCUACAGACUUGAGCCUAUGAUCAUUCCAGAUGUUGAUCUAAAGCCGGUUCUUAUUCCACAUCACAAAGGCAGAAAGAGAUUGCAUCUCGGUAAGGACUGUACUAACACCCAUCAUUUUCAGUGGGGGCUUUGUCAAGGGAGCUUCUGGUCUGCAUGCCUGGACCUCCAACAUGGAAAGCUUCUAAUUCUCGACAUUAUGGUAAAAUGUCAUUUUUCACAAGCAACAUUAACACAAUAUAUAGUUUGAGUUAAAUGUAGAAAGCGGCAUCACAAUAUAGCCCCAUUGGGUGCUCAACACUGCCUGCCUUUCCGUAGCUUCACCCAAAUUUUAUUUCCUCAGAGCUGAAGGAAAGCCUGACUCGAAUGGGCUCCGAUUUAAAGCAGGGCUUCAUCAGCUCCCUCCGCUCCGCCUGGCAGACACUAAAUGACUUUGCGAGAGCUCAUACGUCCUCGGCACAGCUUCAGGCAGAACUGGAGAAGGUGGCAGACCAGAUCCAAGAAGAAGAAGCCAAGCAGCAGGAGGUGGAAGGUGCAUGACUUAUCUGUGGCCAUCCAUGGAUAGUUUACAAUCAUUGAAUAUUGCAGGGCAAUGUUGCGCAGAUAGUUUUUCAUAUUUGGUAAAUGUGUAUUUUUACUGCAUUGCAGCUGAGAAGUUAGAAAGUCCUGAACCAUUCCGGGAGGAAGAACUGUCUGUCAAGGUUGGGAUGUUAAACGGUGGCCGCCGUAUUGACUAUGUCCUGCAAGAGAAGCCCAUUGAGAGUUUCAAUGAGUAUCUGUUUGCUCUGCAGAGUCAUCUCUGUUACUGGUGAGUUUAGUAUUAUGUUGAAAACAGAUGGAUUCAGAAAUUCCAACUCCCAUAACGGUGUCGUCGUACAAAGUGUUUACUGAAAGAACAGAACUUGUCAGAUUUUACCCCCUCACCUAGCUUAAAAAUAAAUCAUCUAAUGAGUUAAGACUCUUCUCGAUUGGAUAACUUAUUUGGGUGUUAUGGGAAGACUUUAAACUAAAAUUAGCCGGAAAAAAAGUGUUGAAAACAUUAGGAUUUAAAUAAAGCAAUUCCUCCCUCUGGCUAAAGGGUUCUUUAUCUCUGGGUUAGGACUUAAAAUCACAGCGAUAAUGUACGUUCCCGACCACAUGAUUAGUCGGCAUGGAACGAGAGUUCUGUUCUGUUCAUAUUGGGUGUCUAUCGUCCAUCGGUGCACAGCAUACUGGCAACAGAGCUUCCCCUCAGCCUGACCUCCAGCGCGGUCAGUAAGGUGGAGAGCCGUCACUGGAGGAGGAUUGGACUGUAGGGUGAACUUGGGCUUGGCGUAGGACAUAAGGUGAGUUCGUCAUUUUACUACAACCACUAACAGUGUUUUAAUCGAUGAGUCACUGAACUAUUUUAUAAUAGAAUUGUGCACAAACUUAUUUUAGCCGAUUUGUCCGAAUUUAAUUUCUUUUAAUCCACACCCCAACUAAUUGAUAUGUCUGGGAUUUACCUGAGUAUUCUUAUUCAUUGAUUGAAACUCUAGUGAAUCCUGGGCAGAUCAAUUCAAUUGGGCGGGUAUUAAAAGGAAUUGGAUUUUGGCAAACCAGCUGAAACUAAAUUUUGAGUCUGAUGCUCCCAGCAUUGGCGGCUGCUGUAAGUUACGCUCUAGAAAACAUAGCUCAGUGUCUGAUGCUCCCAGCAAUGACGGCUGCUGUAAGUUACGCUCUAGAAAACAUAGCUCAGUGUCUGAUGCUCCCAGCAUUGACAGCUGCUGUCAGUUACGCUCUGGUAAAGUUAGCUCAGUGUCUGAUGCUCCCAGCAUUGAUGGCUGUUGUCAGUUACGCUCCAGAAAACGUAGCUCGGUGUCUGAUGCUCCCAGCAUUGAUGGCUGCUGUCAGUUACGCUCCAGAAAAUGUAGCUCAGUGUCUGAUGCUCCCAGCAAUGACGGCUGCUGUAAGUUACGCUCUAGAAAACAUAGCUCAGUGUCUGAUGCUCCCAGCAUUGACGGCUGCUGUCAGUUACGCUCUGGUAAAGUUAGCUCAGUGUCUGAUGCUCCAAGCAUUGACGGCUGCUGUCAGUUACGCACCAGAAAAUGUAGCUCAGUGUCUGAUGCUCCCAGCAUUGAUGACUGCUGUAAGUUAUGCUCCAGAAAACGUAGCUCGGUGUCUGAUGCUCCCAGCAUUGAUGACUGCUGUAAGUUAUGCUCCAGAAAACGUAGCUCGGUGUCUGAUGCUCCCAGCAUUGAUGACUGCUGUAAGUUAUGCUCCAGAAAACGUAGCUCAGUGUCUGAUGCUCCCAGCAUUGACGGCUGCUGUCAGUUCCGCUCUGGUAAAGUUCGCUCAGUGUCUGAUGCCCUCGCUAUGCACAGCUGAUUCCAUUCUUGCGAUGUGAUGCUUAGUUGUCUUUCUCACUAUACCAUGUCUGCUUUGCUUUAUUUCAGGGAAUCUGAAGACACAGCGCUUUUAAUUCUGAAAGAAAUCUACAUUUCCAUGAACAUUGUUCCGGAUCAGCCUCUGCACUAAAACAGGUUUCUCCCCAUUACAUGUAUGAGUUCCCUUCCUGGUGCGAUAUUAUAUUGCAGUUUCUUCUCUAUUAAACCUGAAAUGCCCGCUGUUCUGCUGUAAACAUUGAAUUGGAGUGUGUUCAGGGUUUGUGGAUUGGUUUAUUUUAACCAUUGUCUUAUUGGCACCAUUUAGGAAAAUGAAUUCUAUUUAUUACUUGGCUGCAUUUCGUUUUUAUUAGUCUCCUUGUUUCUCUAUUGUCAGUCUGAUCUCCUAUGAUGCUCAGACUGAGUGGAUCUUAUUCAAUAGUAAACACUAAACCUGAAUGAGCCAAGCUGUAACGAUAGCAUUGUUUCCAAAUCCUUUAUUUUGUUUAGAAUUUUGCACUGCAGUUUUCAGUUGAUUAGACGUCUUCUUUUUACUGUAUUGCUCUGCAGUUUGUGCUUUUCUAACCGUGACAUUCUAGUCAUAGCAAUAAAGGUGCCAAAGUGGGUUUGUUUGUUUUUUGUAUUUUCUUUUAUUUAUUUAUUUAUUUAUAUGUACAUUUUUAGUUAGACCGAUAUUAUUUAUUUUUUCCAGUAGGUCCUAGUGGCAGUCAUAACAAGUGAGAUGUAGUUGUCCAUUUGUCACAGGACAGGUAGCAUAGAAAAGGUUAAAACCAAAAAAUGCAGUCCCCACUCUCCUCCCCUUCUAGCUUUAUAAAUGGUAUCUCCACCCCGAGCUCCCCCAGUAUUUGCCUGUCUUUGAGAGAGACCGGUUUGUGAUUUGUCCAAUUCGGGUCAGGUGAAGAGCAAGGGUUCUGGUACUUGUGCACUAGGCUGUCUUAGAGUCUAUCUCUUUCUUUUCUAUAGUAGUGUAUGGUAUUCAGUGUACUGCGUACAUUUUUAUCAGUACUGUAAUAAGCUUGCUACGUUACGUUAUUACACUUAACUCUAAAAUUAGGAUCUGCAAAAUUCUUCCAGAGUUUAACGCCUCCAAAUGCAUUUAUUCCCUCUCAUCCUAUUUUGUAACCACAAACUCCCAAUCCACUUUUGGGUCUAUUCAUUACGUAUAUCUGUGUUCUUACCUUUUAUAUUAGGGGGCCCUUUGUAGGUUUCAUUUUUCUCUUCCUACAUUUAUCCAUGGGAUUUUCUCCAUAUGUUGAAAGUAUCUCUACAAUGGCUAGUUGUGAGCCUGGCCACGCUAAGGGUAGAAUUAGUUGUUAAUCAUUUGUCUUAUUAGCCUGCAUGUUAAUCACAGAUAAGGAUUUAUAUCUGUUUUUUUUCCUGUUUUCUGUUUGGAUUUUGUAUGUAUUGGGAUAUAUUCUUCACCCUAUGGCAAAUAUAUAUUUAUAGGUUUUUAUAAGUGCCAAAAUACACUAAACCAAACCCGUUAAAUGCCACCAGUGAAUAUAUGGAUAAUGAGCAAUCCCCCUUUCUCUAUUCUGAAAGCUGGAGAGAGUAUAAGAUUCCUCCAAAUCUUGCCUAAUGUCUCUAUAACUGUUUAUUUCCAUUUAUUUGGAUAUUUAAAUGAAAAGUGUUGUAUGUCACAUUUGGCUUUGCGCUCUGGAAGAGCUGAUUACUAACUGUGUGUAUUUUCUUACCCCGCAGAUACGAAUCGGGUUCUAACUUACAGUUUAAUACUGGUGUUGUUUCAGAAUUACUCCAGUAGGCAGUCCCAUCAGCUGGGGGUGGUGUACUUUGUGAUUCAGGAGCCAUAAUCCACAGGCUCCUGUAGGGUGGGUGCUCUAGGUGAAAUCGCGCCCUGUGUUUUUAUCUUGCUAUAUCAUUCCGCUUGUUAUGACUGCCGCUUGGACGCCUGGAAAAACCUACAUUUUACUCACCGUAAAUUUAUUUUUCCAUAGUGCAAGCGGCAGUCAGGAUUUCCCUCCCUUUAUACUAUAGAUGUAAACCUAUAUCCUUCUAUCAGCUUGUUAUAUACUGGGGAGCCCUUUAUAAGGCUGGGAGGGGAGGAGACUGGGGGUUGUUUUAACCUUUUCUAUGCUACCUGUCCUGUGACAAAUGGGCAACUACAUCCCACUUGUUAUAAAUCACAAAUAUAAGUGAUAAUACAAUGACCACACAGAUACAACACCCAAUGUGACACUUUAAGGGUAUACUUCCCAAUAAUUGCAUCUAAUGAUACCAGUGCAAUUCUUUCUUGAGAAAUCUAUAAGAAAUAGACAUUGCCGUAAAUAGUGUAAUCUGUAUACUAAUAUUACAAUAGGUAGAAAUGUGAGAUGUCAACUCACAAGCACAGAGCCGUACCAGGCUCUGUAUGAUCAGCAUAGUGGUGCCAAUAACUGGCUACAAAAGUACUCCAAAACAGGAUCUUGCAGUAUAACAGUUUAUUAAAACAAUAAAAAUAGGACAUAAAUAAGUAGUAUGUGUAUAAUACACUACCGCAGGAAUUAAAAGUCCAAGUGCAAACACGUUUCGACUACCAGUAGUCUUCCUCAGUGCAGGAUAAAUCAAAGCUAGCGUCUUCUUUCCUUUUAUAGUCACCCGAAGUUGAAAUUUCGUGGUAUGUUUUCUUUCCAAUUCCGGGUUGUGGUGAAUGCUCCGUUCAUUUCCAGGUAACAUGGUUGCUGGCAUCAACUUCCGGUCGCGUGCGUGCGUCAUCACACACGUAUGACGAUCACCUCUUCCCAAUACAGGAAGUGUUCUAGCGUCAGUAUGGGCAAUAUUGCCUAAAUGCUAGAAACUUUUUAGGUAUCCAACAAAAAAGGGGAAACAUGAGUUUGAGUUGAUGAAAAGAUUUCAAUAAUGUUUUAUAAAUGUGUCUCAAAAAAGGCACUAUAACUCACAAUAAUAUCAUAAAACAUAACACUUAAAAUAACAUAGGUACACUUCCAGACUAGAGUAUACAACUCGUAAGGGUAAAAGAUGUAUAUACAAUUCAUAAAUCAGGGUAACCUAGACAGUAUGGAAAAAAUUCCAGAGAGCUUCUCGAUGGUCAUGUUAACACUGACCCUAUAGUGAUCCUUUACCUUUAAGGGAAUGGAAAAGCUGCCAAAUAGUUUGAUUCCAAAUGAAGUGUUCGUUCCAUUUGCAAAGCUAAUUUCUCCUCCUUUGCUCUGGUCAGGUCUUGGACGUCUGAGUUGGCUUCCAUGUCGGCAUAUCCGCUCUUCUCAUGGCGAUUCGGAGGAGAGGAGUUGAUUUUGUGUACGAUGUACCUUUCAAUAUGAAGAGAUUAAAUCUACCAAAUCAAGUUGGACACUGAGUAGAUACCGAUCGAUGCAACAGUUUUUUGUUUCAGCAUCUUUUCUACAGUUUAGUUGAAUCUGCGUAGCAGUUAGAUGUCGACCUGGUUUUCCUUCAGGGGACGGGAGUAUAACCCUCACUGGGAAUAGUGAAUCUCCAACCUGCAACAUUUUAGUCUUUCCUCUCAGUGGAUGGAAAUGUUUGUCUCCGUUCCCCCUUAUAAUAAUUCUUGUCUGCAAUCAGGAUGAUAGUUUGAAGGACUGCUGUGAUUAUAGACUCAUCUUUUCUUUUUUUUUUUUUGUUCUUUUUAAAUAAAAGGUUUAUUCAAUAUUAUUGCAAAUGAUUUAUAAAACAAAAAGUACAUUUUAGCAAUGUACAGCAUGGAGUGGUGUCUAUCUCUCUGCUGCUAAAUAACGUACAUGUGGCGAUGGGGUUGUUGUACUUUAAAAAGUAACUGGAAAAUACUAUUCUAUGUGGGAGGAUCUGAUACAGCAGUAAUCUAUGUAAAAAACAGAUUUGUGUCAAGAAUAAAUUGAAAUAAGUGGGGGGGUGUUUAUCUCUCUAGUAAAACCAAAUUGUGAUAGAAAUAACUUGAAUAUACUUAAAAAGUCCCAGAGGAAUUAAAGAAUGUUUGGGGUUUUUUUUCUAUACGCAUUUGAGGUGAUGCUCUAGUGUAGCUUGGAGGAAAGACGAGACAGGGGGGAUAUGAUAGAAACAUUUAAAUACAUAAAGGGAAUCAACACAGUAAAGGAGGAGACUAUAUUUAAAAGAAGAAAAACUACCACAACAAGAGGACAUAGUCUUAAAUUAGAGGGACAAAGGUUUAAAAAUAAUAUCAGGAAGUAUUACUUUACUGAGAGGGUAGUGGAUGCAUGGAAUAGCCUUCCAGCUGAAGUGGUAGAGGUUAACACAGUAAAGGAGUUUAAGCAUGCGUGGGAUAGGCAUAAGGCUAUCCUAACUAUAAGAUAAGGCUAGGGACUAAUGAAAGUAUUUAGAAAAUUGGGCAGACUAGAUGGGCCGAAAGGGUUCUUAUCUGCCGUCACAUUCUAUGUAGUUCAGUCAAAAGUCCUCCUUGGCGUUUGUAAGUCAAGAUUUCCUGCGUCAGGAAUUUUCCUUUGUCAUGCCAUGGACUUCUAAGCAAUUUGGAACUCUCUGUAUUUCUCCUUGUCCCCAAACCAGCUGGUGAGGAGCCCUAAUAAGUGAGACAAGACAAUGCCAGGUUCAAAGCGACUUCUGAGCGUUUAAUAAGCCGUGUAACUGGUUAUAUACAGCAGGAAACAGGGGUGGUCGUUACAAGCAUUAUCCAAUCCUAACAAAAUCUAUCUUAUCUUAACCUAUAGCAGGCUUCCAGGUGUAUCUUCAUGUUCGGACCUUGCUCAAAGCUAAGUUUCACUAUAACUACACAUGUCAAACUAAUAUGCAUGCGCACUACGUAUUAAAGAUAUUUACUACUAAGUUCUAAAUUAAACAUUACUAUGCAGUUAUGAUCAAAGAGAGAAACACAGGAAAUAAGGCCAACAGAGAGAAACACACAGGAUGUAACACCUGUUACAUGAUGUUCUCCAGCUCUUUAUUGUCUAGGGGUAUAUUCACUAAGCAUUGGAUAUAGAGUAUAUUCUUUCAAAUAGCUGACAUGUUAACCAAUGUUAAACAGACUGAACAUCCUGUCAUCUGGAGCUUGAGCCUUGGGUCAGUAUAGG